Trachemys scripta elegans is the source of this 887-nucleotide messenger RNA. Its product is annotated as myosin-14-like. The transcript is spliced from 4 exons. The record is from RefSeq and is a predicted model, not a curated record. NCBI's taxonomy places the organism in Eukaryota, Metazoa, Chordata, Testudines, Emydidae. Gene Ontology annotation, cellular component: myosin complex. The annotation marks the transcript as partial.
CCGCAGGUGGAGACGCUGACGACGGAGCUGGGGGCCGAGCGCAGCUUCUCGCAGAAGGCGGAGAACGCCCGGCAGCAGAUGGAGCGGCAGAACAAGGAGCUGCGGGCCAAGCUGGGCGAGCUGGAUUCUUCCGUCAAGGCCAAGUACAAGCUGACCAUCGCCACCCUGGAGGCCAAGGUGGCCCAGCUGGAGGAGCAGUUGGAGCAGGAGUCCAGGGAGCGGAUCCUGUCAGGGAAGCUGGUGCGUCGGGCGGAGAAGCGGCUGAAGGAGGUGGUGCUACAGGUGGAGGAGGAGCGUCGGAGCGCCGACCAGUUCAAGGACCAGGUGGAGAAGGGCCACAUCCGGCUGAAGCAGCUGAAGCGGCAGCUGGAGGAGGCGGAGGAGGAGGUGUCGCGGGCGAACUCCAGCCGGCGCCGCAUGCAGCGGGAGCUGGACGACGUCACUGAGUCGGCCGAGUCCAUGAACCGCGAGGUCACCACGCUGCGCAACCGGCUCAGGCGCGCCCCCCUGACAUUCACCACCCGCACGGUGCGUCAGGUCUUCCGGCUGGAGGGCGUCUCAGACGAUGAGGCCGACGGGCCCGACGCGGAGACCCCGGCCCCCGACCACCAGCCGCAGCCCCCCCCCGGCCGAGCCCCCCGCCCCGUGAGGAGCCCUGGGACCGGGCCCCCCGGCGCAGCGACGAAGCCAGGCUCAGCACUGGGUCUUGGGCCCCAUCCCGGCCCCACGCUGGGGGCUGGUCGCGUAUCAGACAGCACUUUAGAAUGGGGGGCCCUGGGGAGGGGGGGGUGGCUGCAUCCUAACUGGCUCCCCUAUGAAAUAACCCCCCUGUCCCCCACCAGGAUCUGACCGCUGGGGGACACAGCAUCAGCACCCCCCCCCGGGAU